Penicillium vulpinum is the source of this 1200-nucleotide messenger RNA. Its product is annotated as SGNH/GDSL hydrolase family protein. Gene Ontology annotation, molecular function: carboxylic ester hydrolase activity. The transcript has 10 exons. The record is from RefSeq and is a predicted model, not a curated record. NCBI's taxonomy places the organism in Eukaryota, Fungi, Ascomycota, Eurotiomycetes, Eurotiales, Aspergillaceae. The coding region runs from base 1 to 1200 and encodes 399 amino acids.
AUGCGGCUUGGAUCAAUUACGACUUUCCUUUCAUGGGCCUUGGUCGCUUCGGCCACCAUUCUUGAAAAUGGUCAAGUGAGAGAGAAUGCCUACCCUGGCCAGUUAGAACCAGUGACCCUAGACGAUUCAUGGAGGAACUAUCCCGCGGAUGCCCCGGAGAUCUCAUACAAAGGUCGAUGGGAUAGCCAGCACAUUUCUUGGUGGUCUGCACCCGGAAUCAAGCUCGAGUUCUCUGGAGAAAAGCUUGCUGUGCAUUUCGGCCCUAGCACUAUCACAGGCGUUCUAGUCGCCUACCGUAUCGGCUCUCUUGACUGGCAAUUCUCUAAUAUCACUGCCUCGUCAACAUAUCAAUUUGUUGGACCAUGGUCAGAGCUCAAAGAUGGCGAUGAACCCGUCGAGAAAAAUACCUUUGAGAUGAGAGUUCAAAUUGCUGGUGUAGCUGUCGCCGAGGGCGCUGCCCUCACCAAGCCCCCGACCUUCGGAAAGAGAGUCGAGAUCAUCGGUGGCUCGCUUGCAUCUGGCCAAUUCGCCACCUAUGAGACAAUCUCCUCAUGGUCCUUCCUCUUCGCCAACGGCUUGGGCAAUGCCGAAUACGGCAUCACAGCCUAUCCCGGCGUGUGCCUUGCAGAUGAGCAGUGUUACAACGGUGGCUCUCGCGGCGUGGGCUGGUACUGGCACCGUGCCUCCGACCCCGGCUCUCGCGCACGUGCGAUGUACGACCACUCCCCCGAGAAGUGGGACGUGAAGGCAGAGCAACCGGCGGAUCUUGUGAUUAUCCAGAUGGGCGGUAACGAUCACCGCAUGCCCAACGAAAUCCCCGGCCGGGAUUACUACCAUGCCUACGUCGAUUUGGUAGAGGAUAUCCACUCCAACUGGCCCAACGCGAUCAUUCUUCUUAUGUCCCAAUGGGGUGGUUUCAAGAAGGAAAACAAGAAGUGGGUCGGUAGCACUUACUAUCUGGAAGAGACCAAGCAGGUCAAUGAGCACUUCAAGGACCGUGGCUUUGUCUACUAUUUCCCCACCGAGGGUCUGCUGCAACACAAUGAUAUCAACCCCAAGAACCAUCUUACCGAUGUGGGACAUGUCAAGAUUGCCAGUCACUUAUUGCAGUGGGUUAAGUUGGUGCUCAGGUGGAACCUUGAGCCCACUGGUGAGGUCCAGUCUGGAACUGCUUACUGGAACGAUCAACAGGAAUAUUGA